AGUAAAACUGCUUUUACACUUACAGGUGUUACACUGUGCAUUUGUCCGCCUACCUGUCACUAUUGCCAAACCGCAUGCAUUACGCGAGCCAUCCGCGCGCCAGUAGAUGCAGCUUCUGAAGAGUCACACUAGCACAUUGUGCCGUCGUGCUUAUCCACUGAGGAGGCCUGCUGUAUUUAGCUGUCGCCGUGACAUAAGGAGGUACUGCACUCGGCCUGAGGUGCUAAUGUCAGAAGAUGAGGCAGCCGCGAGGCACGACUCCACCGCCCUCCUCCUAGACGCCGACGACGACCACUACGACGGCAAAAUCAUCUCCUCCGCCGGCCUGCCCGCCGACCCCGCCCUCUUCGGCCGCCGCCUGGCCGCCUCGCUGGCCGCCUGGGGCACGGGCAGCACGCGGGGCGUGUGGCUGCGGCUGGACUCGGCUCAGAGCGGUCUGGUGCCGGUGGCGGUGCAGCAGGGCUUCGAAUACCACCAUGCAGAGAGGGACUACCUGAUGCUGACCCGCUGGCUGCCCACCUCCGCACCCUGCACCCUGCCC
Molecule: messenger RNA, 541 nt
Organism: Astrephomene gubernaculifera
Lineage: Eukaryota; Viridiplantae; Chlorophyta; Chlorophyceae; Chlamydomonadales; Astrephomenaceae
Source: the annotation of a GenBank genome assembly